Microdochium trichocladiopsis is the source of this 1160-nucleotide messenger RNA. RefSeq lists its product as uncharacterized. NCBI's taxonomy places the organism in Eukaryota, Fungi, Ascomycota, Sordariomycetes, Xylariales, Microdochiaceae. The coding region runs from base 27 to 701 and encodes 224 amino acids. The transcript is spliced from 2 exons. The record is from RefSeq and is a predicted model, not a curated record.
AAUUCCCAUAGAGCUCCGGCCGACACAUGGGCAAGGUUAGCAACUUCGCUUUUCCACGAGAUAGCUGGAGGACCGCAACUACAACACGUAAAUCUUGCAAAGUCGGCAGCAUGCUUCUAGUGCGCACAGCCGCGAGCCCGGCCUGGCGGUCGGUCACCACACGCCGUUAUGUAUCUUCGUUGUCGCAGAACCCACACAUAAAAGUAUUUCCUACCCCGGGCGGCCACCUGCUCACAUACCUCGAAACAAACCCACCAAAUGCAAAGCUCGCAAUCGGCACGACGACAGAACUUCCCGCCACCCCGAGGUCAUUCCGCGAGAACCCUGCGUUCAUGCCAAUGCUGAACGAGGUGCUGUCCAAAUAUGCGGCGCAGGACCCCGGUCUCAAGGCACAGGCUCAGGCGUUCGCCAGUCCUGGCGGCAUGACCUUUGGUGCCGGAGGAGGGGCAUUCUCGCAGCAGAGACGGCGAGCGACCAAAAGUGGCGAUAGUGGCAGCGGAGCCAGCGGACAAGGUGGUGCCGGUGGAGGCGGCGUUGGCGGACACGUACAUCUCAGUGAUCUGCGCAAUCCACCGGACUAUGGGCGUAUCGCGUGGCCGGAAGAUAUCUUUGGUAGCAUAGAAGUCAACGGCCGCGGCGAGUUGGUUGGCGAGUUUGAGCCGAGUGGGACGUAUCGCAUCCUCACGAAUGAAGGAAUGUAAGUGGCGCCAGACUCUUAUUGUCCGGGUGAGCCUGUGCUAAUUCUCACCUCUAUACAGUCUCGGGCUGUCCGACUUUCUUCGGACAAAGGUUGUCGAGUUUCUCAAGGCAAAGGAGAAGUCAGGCUAAGCCAUGUCGUCGAGUCUGGUUCUUUCUUUGACGCAGUGGCCGAGGUGUCGGCCGAUGGCCGCACUUCUUCACCUGCCAGCUCUUCGAGCCACCAAUGCUGGCAAAGCAGCAUAAAAAUGUACUGUACCUGUAGAAUAAGAGAUACCAGAGGUACCAGAGCUUGAAGCCGAAUGCACCCUAAAGAGCAAAGGCAAGCCGGCCGUCGGCAUCAGCGGUGCGUGACUUUUUGGCAGAUUGUGCAGAAACGUUUGUCUGAGGAGCUCCAGCCACGAGGCCUGUGAUUAUGUACGUAGCUUGUCGGACAGUGCACGGAGGUGAGCAACAAAAGCUCG